AUGAGGAAACAUGAGAGAAAUCUGGAAAUAAGGUCAUCAGUAACCGUUAAAGCUUACUCGGCAGAUCAGUCUACUUCUCCAGGUGUUGAAAAUUUGGUGAUUACAGGUUCAGGACCUGUUGGUUACACAACAGCAAUCUACGCAGGUCGUGCCAAUUUGAAGCAUGUAGUGUUCAAGGGAUAUCAAAUAGGCGGUGCAAUCUAUGAUGGAGCUACAUGGGCGACUGUCAAAAGGCUUAAAUUACCUCGUGAAGAUGAGUUCUGGAGUAGGGGAAUUAGUGCCUGUGAAAUCUGUGAUGGAGCUUCACCAAUUUUUAAGGGUGAAGUUCUUGCUAUUGUUGGAGGAGGUGAUACAGGAACUGAGGAAGAAAUAUAUUUGACUAAAUAUGCAAGACAUGUACAGUUACUUGUACGCAGGGAUCAAUUAAAGGCCUCACGAGCUAUGCAGGAUAGGGUUUUUGAUAAUCCAAAUAUCACGGUGCAUUUCAACACAGAGACAGUUGAUGUUGACGCACUUGUUAAAGAUGGACUUCUUGAUAAGCUAAAAAAUGGACCUCUAGAAGCAGUUAAAGGAAGAACUAUGGACCCUAAGGGGCCAUUGUUGGAUUUUUUUGGUGUUCAUGUGAAGGCUGAUGAUGUAUUAAGUCGAGUGGAAGAACUUCAACUCCUUGAAAAACGAGGUAAAGCAAGCUCCAUGGUGGUAGUUGCCCUUGGGCCUAAACCAGGGUGGGAGUUUACCCCAAGACUUAAAGGUGUGCUUUCCCAAGCUCUUCCUAUUUUAGGGAAUGUUAAAGAUCAACAUCGACCAAUUUUUGCAAAUGCUUUCAGGUGUUGGUGUCAAGCUUGUUGGCAAUACAGUGUGGAGUACCCUCUUACAUCAAUUCUUGAUAGUGAUGUCACGUGA
Lactuca saligna is the source of this 903-nucleotide messenger RNA. Lineage: Eukaryota; Viridiplantae; Streptophyta; Magnoliopsida; Asterales; Asteraceae. The record is from the annotation of a GenBank genome assembly.